Messenger RNA from Medicago truncatula (barrel medic), 1357 nucleotides. RefSeq lists its product as uncharacterized. NCBI's taxonomy places the organism in Eukaryota, Viridiplantae, Streptophyta, Magnoliopsida, Fabales, Fabaceae. The record is from RefSeq and is a predicted model, not a curated record. Bases 390 to 1235 code for a protein of 281 amino acids. The transcript is spliced from 7 exons.
GAAGCUAGUUCUAGAGAUGUGCAAGGUCAAGGAGAGGAUUCAAUGAAAGUAUACUACAGAGGGAUGAGUUUGGCUAUGAAUGCUUUGUUUGGUUCUAGAGCGGUGGUGCAAGGCCAAGGAAAGUCAAUGGAAGUAUUCAGGGAGGGGAUUUGUUUGGUUAUCAAUUCCUGUGGCCGAUUCGAGCCUAUGUUAAAUUCGGAGGCGGUGGCCCUCAGCCUGAGUUAAGGCUUUACCGCUUUUGUGACCGCCUUUUUUCUUGUUCCAUUCAAUCCAAAGACCAGCUACUUUGUAUUCCUUUGGUAAAAAUUGCACUCAAGGACCUACUUACUUCUUUUGCUGGACAUCCUCUUGAUAACAGCACUGAAGAGGUUUGUGAUCAACUAGUGGCUAUGUACCAAGAAUGCUUAGAAGGUGAUUUUAGCUCUAUUCAGAUUAUCAAGGAAGCCAAUUCUCGUCGUCUAAUGUGGAAACAAGCAAAUAACAAUUUUGAAUUGGAAAACGACCCCUUUAUGGAGAAAAUGAAGCAAGCCAAUCUUACAAAACAAGAUCGUAUAUGUGGGGAAAUGCUUAAACAUGCAAGGAAAACCCUCUCUCUUAAGAAGAAGAAGAAUAAGAAAAAGAAAAUCAAGAAAGCUAAUCUUAGCCAAACUCGCCUUCUAACACAGAAGGAGGAAACCCCCUCUGUUGAGAUUAUCCACGAAGCCAAUACUAGCUGUCUUCUAAUGCAGAAACAAGAACAGGCUAAUUCAUCGUUUGAGAUGGACUAUUCUAAUCUUCCUAUCUCGAUCAGAGUGUUUAAAAAAGGGGUUGAUUUUCUUAUGGAGAAUUUGUGGGUGCGCCAUGUCUUCAUUCACAAGAAGUGUGGAUCCGAAUAUAGUCACUCCCUAAUGCUUCAACAAUUUGCUGAUUACAUCCUCUUUUGGUUCACUCAAACCAUAAAGCCGCUUUCUUUUGAUUACAUAGAAAGGAUACUCAGGAACGAAAUGUAUUCACUCCCGGUAGCGGUUGAUAAUGAUGAUGCUGGUGCUACUAAUGCCAUCAUUAAAGAGGUAGCUAAGAAACUCAUGGUUAUGCAUGAAGAAUGCUUACAAGAUAAUUUUAGCUCUGUCAAGAUUCUCUGGAAGGAUAGCUUAUCUUGGACGAGCUGCUCAACAUCGUUGAAUGAAACUACAGGGCAAAGUAAUAUCGAUUCAGAGAUCUUACUGUCAACAGCCCUUGAUUUCGGCCGGUAUUGAAGAAUGCGCUAUUUUAAAACUUAAAACGUUUUCUUAGUAUAUGUUGUAAUGAUCAAAUUUUUAGUAUUUUAUUUAUCGUACUCGCUUGUGGAGUGCCCUGUUUUGUACAUAUUUGAAUUAUC